Molecule: messenger RNA, 2228 nt
Organism: Syngnathus typhle (broad-nosed pipefish)
Lineage: Eukaryota; Metazoa; Chordata; Actinopteri; Syngnathiformes; Syngnathidae
Gene: tbx3a
Product: T-box transcription factor 3a
Exons: 7
Coding region: 1-2190 (729 amino acids)
Biological process (GO): heart looping; positive regulation of DNA-templated transcription; central nervous system development
Cellular component (GO): nucleus
Molecular function (GO): DNA-binding transcription factor activity, RNA polymerase II-specific; RNA polymerase II cis-regulatory region sequence-specific DNA binding
Source: RefSeq, a predicted model, not a curated record
AUGAACUUCCUGAUGAGAGAUCCAGUCGUCCAGGGCUCGAGUAUGGCAUAUCAUCCGUUUAUACCUCACCGGGGUCCGGAAUUUGCCAUGAGCGCCAUGCUGGGCCACCAGCCGCCCUUCUUUCCGGCUCUGGCGCUGCCCCCCAGCGGCUCGCUGUCGCUGCCGGGCGCCCUGGGCAAGCCGAUCAUGGAUCAGCUGAUGGGGGGAGCGGCCGACUCCGGGCUACACUUCUCCUCGCUGGGCCACCAGGCCGCCGCGGCAGCCGCUGCCGCCGCGCACCUCCGGCCGCUCAAGAGCCUGGAGCCCGAGGAGGAGGUGGACGACGACCCCAAGGUGCACCUGGAAGCCAAGGAGCUUUGGGAGCUCUUCCACAAGAGGGGCACCGAGAUGGUGAUCACCAAAUCCGGAAGGCGGAUGUUCCCCCCCUUCAAAGUGAGGUGCACGGGCCUGGACAAGAAGGCCAAGUACAUUCUCCUGAUGGAUAUCGUGGCAGCCGACGACUGCAGGUACAAGUUCCACAACUCGCGCUGGAUGGUGGCUGGCAAGGCCGACCCCGAGAUGCCGAAGAGGAUGUACAUCCACCCGGACAGCCCCGCCACCGGGGAGCAAUGGAUGUCCAAGGUGGUCAACUUCCACAAGCUCAAGCUCACCAACAACAUCUCUGACAAGCAUGGAUUUGUAAGUUCCACUAAUACCAUUCUGAACUCCAUGCAUAAAUAUCAGCCUCGCUUUCACAUCGUGAGGGCCAACGACAUCCUCAAGCUGCCCUACAGCACCUUUAGGACGUACGUGUUCCCCGAGACCGACUUCAUCGCGGUGACUGCUUAUCAGAACGACAAGAUAACUCAGCUUAAAAUCGAUCACAACCCUUUCGCCAAAGGCUUCCGUGACACUGGCAACGGCCGACGGGAAAAGAGGAAACAAUUGGCCCUGCAGUCUAUCCGCUCGUACGAGGAGCAGCAAAAGAAAGAGAACGGAGCUUCGGACGACUCCUCCGGGGAGCAAGCGCCCUUCAAGUGUUUCGGUCAGGCCUCCUCCCCUGCCGUGUCUACAGUGGGACCCCCACACCUGAAAGACUUUUGUGACAGCGACGAGGACAGCGACGACGAGAGCAAAGACGGCCACGUCAAAGACGGUCCAGACUCUAACAAGAUUUCCACUACGACGGAGGACGCCAAAGAGCACGACACUAGCCCGGCUAAGGGCCACCUGUUCGGGGUCCUUGGCGGCGACCCCCCCGGCCGAACCCGCGACGUCGGCAGCCCGAGGACCGAUCGAGGCCGGGGGGACUCUCGACAGAGCCCCAUCACCGUCAUCUCCAGCACCACUCGCUCCGGGGAGGACGUGAAGAGCCCGAGCCUGGACCCGGCCAAGGAGGACGAUUGCCGGCCGCCGGGCAAGGACGCCUUUGCGCCGUUGAACGUGCAGACGGAGGGCCCGCACAUGGUCCCUCACAGCCACAUGCCCAACUUCGGAUUUGCCGGCGGCCUGACGGGACAGCAGUUUUUCAACCACUUGGGGAGCGCGCACCCCUUCCUCCUGCACCCGAGUCAGUUCAACAUGGGCGGCGCCUUCUCAAACAUGGCCGCGGGGAUGGGCCCCUUACUGGCCGCCGUGUCCACGGGAGGCGUGAGCACCAUGGACACCAGCAGCAUGGCCUCCUCCCCUCAGAGCCUGGCGGGGGCUUCGGGCCUGCCCUUCCAUCUGCAGCAACACGUCCUAGCCUCGCAGGGUCUGGCCAUGUCCCCCUUCGGAAGUCUGUUCCCCUACCCAUACACGUACAUGGCGGCGGCCGCGGCCGCCUCCUCCGCAGCCGCCGCCGCCUCGUCCUCGUCGUCCCCGUCGGUUCACCGGCACGCCUUCCUGAACGCGGUGCGCCCCCGACUCAGGUACAACCCCUACUCACUCCCCAUGACGGUACCGGACAGCACGCUGCUCAGCACGGCCGCGGCUGCCGCUGCCUCUGCCUCAGCUCUGGCGCCGCUGGGGGCCGAGCUGAAGGGGGACGUGCUGGUCCCGGCCAGCCCGGCCUCGGGCCAGCUCGACUCGUCCACGUCGGAGGUGACAAGUCGCUCAGUGUCGCCCAAAAUUGGUGCCGACAAAGACGGCACCAACGAGCUGCAGAGCAUCCAGCGCCUCGUCAGCGGGCUGGACUCGAACCAGGACAGGUCGAGAAGCGGGUCGCCCUGAGGGGAGGGGAGCGCCCCCCCCCCUCCCGCCCCCUCUCU